CAUUAACGACUCAGAAGUACAGAGAAGAACAGAUCUUGAAUUAAUUCGUUUUAAAGAUCACGUCUAUAACUUGGUCCUUCCAAUAAAACCCAAUUUGUCCUUUAAAAAAGCCAUACAUCCACCACUGGGCUCCAAAUUCGACACAGAAACAAGCCGCUCUCCCAAUAUGGCCGACCCUGGCUUAAAUCAACUUUUACAAUGGAGCAUCGAAAAUUCAGAUGCAGGUCGAACAUCAGAUCAGCCGGCGCGCGAACCUAAGGGACUGUCAGCAGAUGCGUUACGGGCUUUGAUGGGCGGCCCAAGCGACGCCGACCUGAUGCGGGAAGCCAUGUCCAUUAUCGUCUCAACGGACCCCGAAGUAACCCAUGAAUCCAAAAUGACAGCCUUUGACAAUUUCGAACAAUUGAUUGAGAAUCUCGACAAUGCCAACAACAUGGAGCCACUUGGCCUAUGGACUCCAAUGGUCUCACAAUUGGAAAGCGAGGUGGCAGAUUACCGACGGAUGGCUGCUUGGUGCUUGGGAACAGCAGUUCAGAACAACGACAAGGCUCAGGAGAGGCUUUUGGCCGUCAACGGCGUCAACAAGAUUGUCACAGUAGCUCUUGAAGACUCGGACACCACCGUCAGACGGAAGGCAAUCUAUGCUCUCAGCUCCAGCGUUCGGAAUUAUCAGCCCGCCCUAAACGAGGCCGUCAAAAAACUGCCCAAGGACAUUGUUGGAGGCAAUCAGGUGUCUGCCUCGGAUAUGGACGCUAUUGAUGCCAUCAUGGGAAAGCUCAGAGAACGAACUUGAAGGCAUGAUCGACCAGACUCAUAUCAUUCCUUAAGUUCAUCAAUUUUCCGGCGACCUACGUCGCAAAUCGGACAAGAGUAUCCAAGGCUCCCCAAAAUCACGAUCUCGAGUCAUAACGGUCACUCCGAAAUGCAGAGCCAGUGUGACGCUCUUGGAGUCGAAUCGAACGCCAGAGAGAUGUUCUCACAAAGAAGCGUACACAAUGGGUAUGAACCUAAUCUACCCCACUAUGUUGCAGGAAGUUUAAGCGGUUGCCUAUAAUAUGGAAGGCAACUAUGGGUGCAACGAGCCCACCAAAGAUACCCAGUGUAUUCUUGAUUAAUUGAUACAUUUGUUAUUCCCAUUAAGCGCUCAAUGAUGAUGCCAUUUUUGCUCUUCA
Exophiala mesophila is the source of this 1172-nucleotide messenger RNA. RefSeq lists its product as uncharacterized. The record is from RefSeq and is a predicted model, not a curated record. The coding region runs from base 167 to 793 and encodes 208 amino acids. NCBI's taxonomy places the organism in Eukaryota, Fungi, Ascomycota, Eurotiomycetes, Chaetothyriales, Herpotrichiellaceae. The transcript has a single exon.